AAGCCCGGGCGCCACCCUCCCACCCGGAGGGCGCGCCACCGCCCCUGCUACGCCCGAGCCCGCCAGGGCUCUGGUCGGGAGAAGGGGCGAGGGGCAGGGGGCGAUGGCUGCGGGCGCCCCUCCCUUUGCAGGGCGGGGCAGACCGGCGCCCCUCCAGAGGAGGCGUGCGCCAGCCGGCGGCGGCCCCGCGCCGCUGGGCAGCCGCACGGCGUUUCUGCGGGCGCUGCUGCUGCUGCGGCCCGGGCAGGCGGCGGCGGCCGCGCGGGAGGAGCCCCCCGAGGCCCUGCAGGCGCGGGGCCAGCUGCCCGCGCUGCGGGUGAGGGGCCUGAACCUCACGCGCGUCUUCCGCCUCAGCGGGCAGCCGCGGGGCGGCGGGGACUGGAGCUACACGCACACCGCGGUGGGCCCGGACUACCACGCCAGAGUCGCGAGGAGGCUUGCGGUCGGCCUGGACGACCUCUCCUCCGACGUCCCGUUCGGCACGUACGUUACGCCGCGCGACAGGAUCCGGGCGCUCGUGGCGCUCAACGCCGCCGUGCUGUCCCCAGCGGCCUACAACGUCACGUACAGAAUGGAGCAGUGGGGGUUCUUGUACGACCAGAAGCAGCAAAUCUUCUUCCCAGAGUCGGGGCUGAACGCGACCGAGGUGAGCGAAGUCGGAGGCAACGUCUCGGAGCUCCUCGCCCAGGGAGAGAUCGAGGCGCUCAAGGAAGAGAGUGCCGAGAUUCGGGCCGCCGCUGACAGCAGCAAGUUCACGGAAUACUUCCAGGGCGCGCGUGGCUCCGAGUGCGCGGGAAGCGGCGAGAGCACGCCUCCUUGUCGUGGCGACCACGGCUUGGCCAUGUCUGUCUACGACGACGCGGAGCACACGGUCAUUGUCUUCCACGGCAAUUGGGACUCUUCCGAGUACGACUACAUGUUGUGGGCGAACAAGUUGUGGAUCAUGGAGCGCUUCGAGCUCGCCCUGCAGCUCAUGUGGUCGAACCAAGCGCAGCGAGACGUCACACCCGAGAUGGCUAAGCGCGCCUACGGCGCGUACGGUGACGUUGAUUCGAUCGAGAGCGAGCUUGCGAUCCGCUGCGCGUACAAUGAGUUCGAGUUCUGGCCAGCGCCAGACGUGGACGCGAUCGCCUUCGCCACUGGUCUGAGUUUUUCGCAGGUUGCUCGCAAGGGCUUCUGGAACCUGUUGCAGCAGGUCGUGCGCCUCGUCCUUCCCGAGGACCGCACCGACCUCAAGACGGUGUACCUCACUGGCUCUGGCAGGGGUGGCACCUUCGCGGCGCUGGUUAGUUUGUGGCUAAAGGAUCGGGGAAACGAAACGGACAGCCUCACGUAUGGCACGUACGUCUUCGCGCCGGACGGGGGCUGGCAGUGCCUCGCCCGAAGGAUGUUAUCCAGUGACGUCACUGCGACUGGGGACCACUCCCACAUCCUGACGUUCUCCCACAUCAUGGACGCGUACGCCAGCGGGGUGGACAGGGUAGCAGGCAAAGUGUGUCUUUACGGCGACAAAAACUUCACCGGCGCUGUGAUGGACUUCUGUUCGAAGAUUGUGGGGCAUACUGGGCCGCAGCUGUUCUUUCGCCAUCAGUCCGGCCCGCCGGGGCCUUCUGAGGAGGUCAAGAGGGCUAGACAGUACUUCGACGCCUGCCACUACUUCACGCACUCUGUCUGGUAUGCGGCGAUACUCUUGCUGGACGACGAGGUGCUGGAUCUAGAUGGCACCACCGACGGCGGCUGCCAGACAGUCGACCCGGUGCCAGAGCACGACGUGCUCAGGGAGUGCCCGGUCACAAAUAAUGCGGAUACCGCGUGCCUAGUCACCCCAGACACCAUGCAGGCGCUGCCUUUGAUGGCCAUGGGGAUCGUGAUGAGCAGUUUGUUGAGCAUGAUUCUUUCAGCAGCUCUCACUGGUUACUGCAUGCUCCGGCGCAUCCGGAAUGAGCAGUGGCUCUUCAACGGGACGAAGUCGGUUAGCAAAUCCAAGGGCAAGGCCCAGGUGGCGGCUCUGAAAGCACGGCAGGCCCGAGACCGGGUGCAGCGCAAGGAGGAACGCAGGAUACAGAAGAGAAACGAGAAGGUCAGUGGCGGCCGCAGAGGCGGCGGCAAGCAGGACGAGGAGAUGAUGGGCGUUCUCAUCGGCACCCCUCGCGACGAGGCGGUGGGGGAGGCCGAGCCCAUCGCGGAGGCGGAGGAACGGUUCGGGGAGGCCGACGACGCAGGUGACGCUGGCGAAGAGAGCAAGCGACGGAAAGACAAGAAGGACAAGAAGGACAAGAAGGACAAGAAGGAGAAGAAGGAGAAGAAGGAUAAGAAGGUGAAGAAGGAGAAGAAGGAGGAGCUCGAGGACGGAGGCACAUACGCUCCAGAGCUGGACCCCUGACAGCUCAGGAUUUUCCAUGUGGACGCCCUCGGAGAGCACAGGUUUCACUCUUACCCUUCCUCGGGCGGGAUACCUAUCGCCCAAGGUGCGCCUGGCUUGUUGGUCCGCUUCGCAGAUCGGUCACACGCGUCAGACCUCAGAGCAUCGUUGAGUGAGUGAGCGAAGCGAGCGGGUGAGUGAGUGGGAUGAUCUGAUGAAGGGGAGGCUGGAUGUCGAGAGGUCCAGCUUUUCUCUGGGCCGUGCUGCAGUCGUCCAGGAGCAGUUCGAAGCGAGCGCAGCUAGAAGUGAACGAGGUGUCCUGGCCUGGUUGCUGCUGAUCUUCGUCCUCGAUGGAGGUCGCACCGAUGCUUUCAUGCAUAAGCUCAAGGGCAGUAAGCCAUGCUCAGACCGGCUUCUAUGCUGGGAUGCAGGCGUUGCCUCUUCCUCC
This is a messenger RNA of Prorocentrum cordatum, 2810 nucleotides long. Lineage: Eukaryota; Dinophyceae; Prorocentrales; Prorocentraceae. The record is from the annotation of a GenBank genome assembly.